Olea europaea var. sylvestris is the source of this 2301-nucleotide messenger RNA. RefSeq names its product mitogen-activated protein kinase 9-like. The record is from RefSeq and is a predicted model, not a curated record. Gene Ontology annotation, cellular component: nucleus; cytoplasm. The transcript has 11 exons. Gene Ontology annotation, biological process: intracellular signal transduction; protein phosphorylation. Gene Ontology annotation, molecular function: MAP kinase activity; ATP binding. The coding region runs from base 275 to 2041 and encodes 588 amino acids. Lineage: Eukaryota; Viridiplantae; Streptophyta; Magnoliopsida; Lamiales; Oleaceae.
UAUUUGUACAAAUUUUAUUUAUAUAGUUUUACAAACUGAGCAUCAAAAUGUUGUCGUUGUAAACCAAAUUCGUCUUACAAAUAGCAUGAUUCCAAACCAUAAGACCCGAAAGGCCUCCUCCACAGCACACCCAAAAUAUCCGCAGACCCAUACGCAAACGCGAAAGUUGUAAGAGAGAGAGAGAGAAGCGGGCAAUGUUGAGAGUGAGUGGAAGAGAAUACAGAACCAAAUCGAAAGUAUAGCAGAAAAAUAGGAAAGAAAAGUUUGGUCGGUUAUGAGUUAUAUGGGGGGUGGGAAUUUCGUGGACGGAUUUCGUCGCUUGUUUAAACGUCGUUCAUCAACACUUACUACUAGUAAUUCAGUUAUUGAUCAUAAUGACAAAGAUCGUUUGACAAGUUUACACGAAAAAGAAGAGGGCCUUGUGAUUACUGAAGACUUCGAUUUUUCUGGGCUCAAGCCUAUCAAAGUCCCUUUUCCUGUUACCACUUCAUCUGCUUCCAUGGAUCCACACAAAAAGAGUUCACUAGAAAAGGAAUUUUUUACAGAGUAUGGGGAGGCAAAUAGAUAUGAGAUUCAAGAAGUUGUAGGCAAGGGGAGUUACGGUGUUGUGGGGUCAGCAGUUGAUACUCAUAGUGGAGAAAGGGUCGCAAUCAAGAAGAUUAAUGAUGUCUUUGAGCAUGUCUCUGAUGCCACACGAAUUCUUAGAGAAAUCAAACUCCUUCGGCUUCUUCACCACCCCGAUAUUGUGCAAAUAAAGCAUAUAAUGCUUCCCCCUUCUCGAAGAGAAUUCAGAGAUAUCUAUGUCAUUUUUGAAUUGAUGGAAUCUGACCUUCAUCAAGUAAUUAAGGCUAACGAUGAUCUAUCACCUGAGCAUUAUCAAUUUUUCCUCUACCAGCUUCUACGUGGAUUAAAAUAUAUUCACGCAGCUAAUGUAUUUCACCGGGAUUUGAAGCCCAAAAACAUACUUGCUAAUGCCGACUGUAAGUUGAAGAUUUGUGAUUUUGGUCUAGCCCGUGUGUCAUUUAAUGAUGUCCCAUCAGCAAUUUUUUGGACUGACUAUGUUGCAACUCGAUGGUAUCGUGCACCCGAGCUAUGUGGCUCCUUUUUCUCUAAAUAUACUCCUGCUAUCGAUAUUUGGAGCAUUGGAUGCAUAUUUGCGGAGAUGCUUACUGGAAAACCGUUGUUUCCUGGUAAAAAUGUGGUGCACCAGUUAGAUAUAAUGACGGAUUUGCUUGGUACUCCUCCCCCUGAAUCAAUUGCAAGGAUCAGAAAUGAAAAGGCGAGAAGAUAUCUCAGCAAUAUGCGGAAAAAACAGCCUGUUCCAUUCACGCAGAAAUUCCCGAAUGUCGAUCCUUUGGCUCUUCGCUUGCUGGAACGCCUGCUUGCAUUUGAUCCUAAAGAUAGACCGUCUGCUGAAGAGGCAUUGGCUGAUCCAUACUUUCAUGGAUUAGCGAAUGUGGACCGUGAGCCAGCCAGUCAACCAAUAUCAAAGCUUGAGUUUGAGUUUGAGAAGAAAAAAUUGUCAAAAGAUGAUGUUAGAGAGUUGAUUUAUCGAGAGAUUUUAGAGUAUCACCCUCAGAUGCUUGAGGAGUAUCUUCGGGAUGGAGAUCAGACAAGUGGCUUUAUGUACCCAAGUGGCGUUGAUCGAUUCAAGCGACAGUUUGCACAUCUUGAGGAGCAUCAUGCUAAAGGUGGAAGAUACACUGCACUCCAAAGGCAGCAUGCUUCAUUGCCUAGAGAACGAGUCCCUGUGGUCAAGGAUGAAACAGUUGUUCAAGAUAAUGAUUUUGAAAAACGAACUUCAGCAUCUGUUGCUUCAACCCUUCAAAGUCCUCCCAACAAAGCUGAAGGAACAGAUAAUUCAAAUGCAAAUGCACAAAAUGGAACAUGUUCUGCUCGUAGCUUGUUGAAGAGUGCUAGUAUCAGUGCAUCUAAAUGUAUUGGUGUUAAAGGAACAAACAAUGCAGAGGAAGAAUCAAUUGCAGAGCACAGUGAAGAGGUUGAUGGGUUGACCGAGAAUAUUACUCUUCUCCAUACUUAAUUUUAGAGCUCGAUUUUGUCUUCAAAUAUAUCGUUUGGCUUAGACGCAGAUAUAUCAUUCCGUUGUUCCAUAUAUCGACUUUGAAAGUAUAUCAGGUAGAAGUUUUAGAAAACUCGACUAUCCGAAAAAUAGUGUUAUGCCUCCCUCCAUAUCUCCCUUCACCCUAGUGUUGGGGUGUCAUGCUGGUGAUAGUGGCUUGUAUUAUUGACAAUGGCAUAAUUAUUAAUUUCAACAAUAUGUGACAUGGAAUAUUAGUUGCA